Bemisia tabaci is the source of this 1334-nucleotide messenger RNA. Its product is annotated as protein takeout. Gene Ontology annotation, biological process: multicellular organismal reproductive process. The record is from RefSeq and is a predicted model, not a curated record. NCBI's taxonomy places the organism in Eukaryota, Metazoa, Arthropoda, Insecta, Hemiptera, Aleyrodidae.
AUUAAACAGUCUCGUUUGUAAGUUUGUCAGAUCCGCAAGUUAACUCUGGAAAGAUUCUCUUAUGGAUGUGAUCUUUGUUAAUUAGUGAUCGUACAGUAAUAUAGUGCCCCCAUUAAAAUGAAUAGGUUCGUAAGCCGCACUUUUGCGGUGUUAUGUGUCGUCGGAUUUUACAGUGUUUCUGCAAUCCCCGGAGUUAAACCGAAAGACAAUAAACUACCUCCUAUGCUCAAAGUUUGCCACAAAAGCGAUCCAAAAGUAAAUGAGUGCGUCAAACAGUCGAUAGAGCAACUCAGGCCAUAUUUAGUUCAAGGUAUCCCUGAACUGUCAAUUCCACCAUGUGAACCCCUGUUUAUCCCUGAGGUUGUCAUGAACCAAGGUAAAGGCUCAGUGGCCGUGCAGUCAACCUACUCCAAUAUUAAAAUUUACGGUCCAAGUCAGUUCGUUUUGAAAAGUGUCAAGGUGGACUUUGAGAAGGAUAGGAUGAGGUUGAAAGUAUGGCUGCCAUUCUUGCACAUGAAUUCGGAAUACACCAUUGACGGAAGAAUACUGAUGUUGCCCAUCACCGGUAAAGGAUUCAGCGAAGGGAACUACACUGACAUUGAGGCCACUGCUGUUGUGCAAGGUGAGAAAAUUCACAUCGAUGGAAAGACAUACUUCAAUGUGGUGGACUUUUUCUGUGAUUUCAACAUAGGGCAUGCUAGCGUCUACCUCACAGAUCUCUUUGACGGAGACAAGGAACUAGGUGACGCAAUGAAUCUAUUUUUGAACGAUAACUGGCGUAAUGUCGCCCAGGAAAUUAAACCAGUUCUAGAGGAAACGGUUGCAAAUCUCUUCAAGAAAUUUGCGAAUAAAUUGUUCCAUAAGUAUCCAUUGGACGAAAUUUUACCACCCUAAAUUGCGCUAAACAAUUCAAGGGUUGUCAGUAUUACGUAAUAAGUCUAUCCUCCUUGUGCAAUAAAUAUAUUUCGAUCACUUCCUACAAUAUUUUGCCUGGGACUUUAUCGACCUUCCGAUCUGCUUGGUGAAAUGAAGGAGUGAAAAGCUCUUCCUCUGAAUUAAAACUCUAACUUCUAACUUAUUGUUAGUGAGCACAAGGUUCCAGUUGUCUCUCAACAUGCAGCUAAUCUCGAUGCUUUCAGCAAUCUAGAAUACGUAGUAAUUAGGCGAAACUAUUUUGGUACCACUCUCAAAGUUGUUGUUGUUGCUGUUGUUAGCUUUUACAUCGAAUUUGAAUGGUUAAGAUUUUUUUUACGCAAGCGAAUAUUUAUUUACUGUAAUGUGAAGUAUGUAAUUUAUUGACUAAUUUUAUAUUAAAAAAUCAAAAUAAUUUAUAA